AUGACAAGUGCAACCGAUCUGAGUGUCGAUGAAUUGUUGUUAUUACAAGAGAAUCAACAUCAUGUGUCGAAUUAUAUCACUUCGAAUGUGAAACCAAUUGGAUCGGAACGAAAGAUUGGACAAGUGAUAAACCGAUCGAAUCGAUUCGUAUCAGAAAACAAGUCUUCUCUAAAACCAAUUGAACUGGGAUAUAAAAAUGAUUCAUCGAUUUUAUCGGAAGUACGAGACGAUUUUCGACCUUUGGCAACCAUAGGGAAAAUAAACAAUGAAAUGGAACCAUUGAUCUAUCAUUCGUAUCCUAAACAUUCAUCUCUGUUGGCUUCGCACGGAGUUGACAACUUUCUUCAUCCACAAAAGUUUCAUCCAAACGUUAUUGGUCGUGUGCAAACAGUCAAUCCAACAUCAUUCUUUCGUGCUCCUCAUCCAUUAACAAUAAGUCGAUACCUUCAUUCAAACUCAUCUCGAUCUAUUCCACCGGUGUUUACUCAUCCAUUUCAAUGUACUCGAGAACGUUUCCAGGUUAAUUCCAUCGGUCGCCCAAUCCUUCGCAACAACAGUUAUCAUCAUUUACUGCCAAUGCAUACUUUGAAGAUUCGCCGCUAA
Adineta ricciae is the source of this 603-nucleotide messenger RNA. NCBI's taxonomy places the organism in Eukaryota, Metazoa, Rotifera, Eurotatoria, Adinetida, Adinetidae. The record is from the annotation of a GenBank genome assembly.